GCUAGGCUGGUGUGGAUCCCGGUCAAUGUGGCGGGGCUGAGCUCAGGGUCGUGGUGGAUGCUGGCUGGGAAACUUGCUUGGCUACCUCACUCACUUGGCAACGACGUAAUGGCGGCUGCGGUGGAGCUCCCGCCACUAACUAACGUCGAUGGCCCGCAGACACCCGCGCAGCGCAGGCCUCCCAGGUGCACAUGCCUGCCCUGCCCUGCCCUGCCCGCGCAAGCACAGACGCCCGCACGUGCUUGGAAGGUGCCCGAUCCCAUCACUAAACGGCCCAGACGCUGCGGUCCAGAAGUUGUUAAUUAUGAGACACGCCUGAUCCGCCAACUGUCUCAACCUCUCCUCUACACAUCUUUGCUCCUCCCAAGAAGACCUUGAAAGCACCCGACUUUCUUCGCCGUGCCCGCCAGCAAGGAAGCUCACGUCCACGACCUGUCGAUUUGCAGUCUUACCAAGUCAAGAUGCUUGAAUACUUCACCUACAAAAAGGUCAAGAAGCACAAGGCGGAAAAGGAAGACAGAGAGCGCCUCGAGCAGAACAAGAACGACGCAGCCAAGCCCACCCCGGCCAGCACUUCCUCCACCACUGCCACGCCCGCCGCCAGCAGCGCCCCGACAAUCUUCUCCAAGCCCUCUGAGCAGCAGCCUACAAGCUCCCCCGGCAGGCCGCUACUGGACCACGAGGACGAAGCAUUCCUCGAGCGCCUCACAUCUUCCGAACGGGACGCCACAGCAGCUGCUGGCACUGCCGACACAAGCGACGAGCCGCAUGCGCGCCCUCCGCUGCCCAGUCGUCCGCACACAAUCGACCUGGCCUGGGACAGCGAUGCCUCGAGCGUGGCGAGUGCCAAGCACGACAACAAUGUCAAGAACCUCAAGGACGGGAAAACAGCGACGUCUGCAGAUGGCAAGGGCAGCAACCGCCUGUCCUUCAUCACAAACAUCCCCCGCUCCAUCUCUGUGCGCGUCAAGAACAGCAAGGGCGACAAGUCCAAGACAGCCACCGACAAUGGCAAAGGCAAGGGAAAGGGCCCCAAGGCCGACCACCUGGCAGUGCCGUCCGACAAGGAGGCCAACAGAGAGCAGACUGAGGUUGCCAAGGUGCUCGAUGACCUGAACCUCGCGGCGUCGGGAGACAACAAGGUCUUCUCCCUCUCCAAGGAGUCGGCCGAAGUGGUGCAGCGGUUCACGCAGGUGCUCAAGGACCUGGUCAACGGCGUGCCCACAGCGUACGGGGAUCUGGUCAAGCUCAUCGAGGACCGCGACAAAGUCAUCUCGAACAACUUUGAUCGCCUCCCCAAGGGUCUGAAGAAGCUUGUCACACAGCUGCCCGACCAACUUACCUCGAAGCUCGCGCCCGAGGUCCUGGCCAUUGCCGCCGAGGCACAGGGCCUGGCUGUCAACGAGGCCGGCGACGGGCUCAAGGGCGCCGCGAAGAAUUUCGCCAAUCCUAAGAACCUGUAUGACCUUGUCACCAAGCCAGGGGCCAUCGUCGGCCUGCUCAAAGGCAUCGUCAACGCGCUGAAGGCGCGCUGGCCUGCGUUUAUUGGGACGAACGUGCUGUGGAGCGUGGCUAUCUUCCUCCUCCUCUCAGUCCUGUGGUACUGCUAUAAGCGCGGCCGCGAGGAGCGUAUCGCUCGUGAGGCUGGCGCAAAUCCAAUCGAUGGCAAAGACCGCAUCGAGGAGCUGCCAGACGAUCCGUUGUUGCCUGCCCCACCGGCGUCGUCCUCAAUACGGUCAGGAGCUGAGGCGACAGCGACAACCGGGACAAGUGGAAGUCCGACGGUGACGUUAUCCCCACCGCCACUAGCCGCCGCCGACGCAGGCCCGUCAGUCAGCGGGAAGAGCAGCAAGUGAUGGUAACAAGAUGGCUAGGAUGACGAGGAGCCGGGCUGUGGCAGGAGGGCUCCGCGGAGACAGGAUCAGCAUUGGCAAUGUUUGCAGACAUGACACAUCAACUGCGAUGACGAUAAUGACCAAACAAGAUGAAGAAAAUGAACCCGGCCGUGUCUUUUGUCGUGGAUUAUGCUAUUGGUUGUACGCAUUGGUUUCAGCAAAAUAGGUAGAUAAAUGUAAUGUCGAGAUACCCUUCCCUACC
Molecule: messenger RNA, 2097 nt
Organism: Microdochium trichocladiopsis
Lineage: Eukaryota; Fungi; Ascomycota; Sordariomycetes; Xylariales; Microdochiaceae
Exons: 2
Coding region: 462-1856 (464 amino acids)
Source: RefSeq, a predicted model, not a curated record